Molecule: messenger RNA, 1101 nt
Organism: Colletotrichum higginsianum IMI 349063
Lineage: Eukaryota; Fungi; Ascomycota; Sordariomycetes; Glomerellales; Glomerellaceae
Product: Isoamyl alcohol oxidase
Exons: 2
Coding region: 1-1101 (366 amino acids)
Molecular function (GO): FAD binding
Source: RefSeq, a predicted model, not a curated record
AUGAACAAGGUCAACGUUCUGGAGUCGUUUACCCCAACCAGCGAAGGCGCUACCAGUCCCCGUUACCCUGUUGAGGCACCAAAUGCGAUUACACCGAGAGACGGAAUUCAAGCUGCGGUCACUUUUCACCCGGGCGUAGCUGGCCUUGCUCUCAACUACGCAGUCGCUCCCUCGGGACUGUUCACCACGAGCGGAGCAGCAGCUGGCGUAGCUGUUGCUGGAGCCUGGGGUCAAAAUGGCGGCUACGGUCCCUUGACUGCCCAGUACGGCCUAGGGGUUGACCAAUGGCUUGAAGCAAAAGUCGUUACUGCGGACGGCCAGCUAAGAGUGGCAAACAAUGUGUCUCAUCAAGAUCUUUUCUGGGCUAUCCGCGGGGGCGGAGGGGGGACUUUCGGCGUUGUGGUUGAGGCCACCUGGAAGGCACAUAUUGCCGUUCCAAUCACUGGCUACAACUGGUAUAUCAACUCGACAAUCACAGGAACAGAUGCGCUGGAUCCUGAGACUGGGAGAACGCCGCUCAGUGACGCGAUGCAGUAUCUGUUGGGGGAGUUGCCUGGUCUACAAAAACUAGGCGUCAGCGCUUUCAUUUACGUUGACAUCAGCCACGUCAGAUGCUACGCCGUCCACCCAGGAAAUGCCUCCGGAAUAUCCAAGGCGAAUGCAGCAUGGGGGCCGAUUCUCACCAAGAUGCAAUCGUUUCCCAACAUUGAGCCUUUCCAAACAAAACCGUAUAAUUUCGACGAUUACAAAGACUUUUUCGUUACAACUUAUGGACCUCUGGCUGAGACGACGACAAACAAACAACCAAGAAACCACGGGAUUUUCCCAUACGAUAGCCGCCUUAUGGCUCCCGAGCAUCUUCGCGAUCCUGGAAUUAUGGAUGCAUUGGGAGGGGCUGAGGGGACAUAUGGAUUGCUUAUGACUGCACCGGGUCAAUCGCAAGGCUCCGGCGCUGACACCUCUGCAAAUCCGGGUUGGAGAAGAGCGGUUGUUCACCUUGUUGCCUCUCCAAACGCCGACGGACUUCGUAAACUUGCCCCAGACAUGGGCGCAUACAUAAAUGAGGUAUGUUGGAUCUUUGACUUUUUGAAGCAGCGAUGA